AUACAACAGACCUCAACAGUAGUUCCUAGGCACCUAGGGGUCUUUCGAGACGCGAGGCAUCUGGAACGUGGGUUUGAGACCUGUCUCUUUUUACCUGGCUGACUCUGUGUAGCAUACGAUAUGUUACCAAGCACACUCAGGACAUUAUGUGGCAGGGUAAAGAGUAGAUCACUUGGACCAGCUGAAUCGCAAUUGGUGCUGUCGUCGGUUCGGGCUUUCCGAGCCGACUCGCCAGACGCUGAAGCUUGCGGAGAGGGGGAUGGCGUCGACAAAGUCGGAAGCAGCUCUGCAAUCAGUGAUUCGCCAAAGAGGUCAAGCGGGGAGCAGUCUUCUGACAUCGACAGGAGCAGACUUGCAUCGAAUCCGCCUAUCAGGGCAUCGCAGCAGCCCCCAAAUGAGGGUGAACGGCGGAAAGUCUUGACACCUAGUCACGAUGAGUUCACAGGCAAUGUUGCCACGCUGCUCGUACGGUGGCCUCACCUGCCUACGCAGCCUUCAAAGCAGCCCCGCAGCUGGCGUGAGGUGGUAGACAACGACCGUUUCAUGUCGCUCUUCCCCCGUCGACCUACGGCCCUAACGCAGCACGCCAUCAGAAACCUUCAGGCAACCCUAGCGGCGACGGCGGAGGGGCUCAACGAGGCUGGGGGCAGCGGCAGUGCAGCUGCGGGAGGCCCGGGUCCGCAGCAGGACCCCGCGGCUCAUGCGGUGGUUUCGGAGCUCCUGGAACGGUUGAUGGCGGUGCAGCAGCGCCUGCAGGACUCCAUGUCAGAAGACGACGACGGCAGCGGCGAAAGCACGAUUCUGGCGGUAGCAGCGAUCGCGGAGGAAGACGACGAAGACGACCUAAGCAACGGCCAUGAUGCCUCCAGCAGCGGCCGCUCUUGGAGCCAGCAGGCGAGCUACGAUGAUGAGGAUGCCGAGAUGCGAAGAGGCGCACAUGCGCAGGGCUUCGCUGCCUCAGCAUCAGGACUCCACAGCAGCAGCAGCAGCGGCCAGGAGACGGCAACAGGUGCUCAGCCGGACGGCGGUUCGGAAGGGGCAUCUGGGUCGCGCAGGCUAGGGCGGCGGCUCCGGUGGAAUCCCUGUCCGAGACGAGGACCCAUUCGAACGCCCGCGCCGCCGUGGGACGAUUGCCAGCCGUUUCAGACGCAUGUGGGCACGGUGUAUCACUUUUGGCGGCUAUGUCCGUACGGGUGAGCUCCGUACGACGGCUCAAUUUGGGACCUAAGCUUCAGUUUGUAAGGGGUUCGGCAGUGACUGAACGGCUGAAGCAGGCUGGAGGCUGAAGCAUGCUGUGCUCAGGUGGACGUCGUGCAGGACAACGGAUUUGCACGUAUACCAGCGAUUAAGCAAGGAAGUCGGAUUGCUUACAUAAGUCCAAGUUGCUUACAUAAGAAUAGAACGGUCAACCGUCGCCUAUAUGAUGUACCCGGUACAUUGCGUCGGUGUGAAUAUCUACAGCCAUCUAUCUGUCACAAUAUGAGACAGGAGUUCCACCGAAGUUAUCCUAGCACACGCUUGGGUGCCAGUUCGUAUGCGUUACACUGGUCCCAUAAAUCCUC
This is a messenger RNA of Astrephomene gubernaculifera, 1562 nucleotides long. The record is from the annotation of a GenBank genome assembly. NCBI's taxonomy places the organism in Eukaryota, Viridiplantae, Chlorophyta, Chlorophyceae, Chlamydomonadales, Astrephomenaceae.